Messenger RNA from Gracilinanus agilis (Agile Gracile Mouse Opossum), 1476 nucleotides. RefSeq names its product tumor necrosis factor receptor superfamily member 16-like. Gene Ontology annotation, molecular function: death receptor activity; nerve growth factor binding; coreceptor activity. Gene Ontology annotation, biological process: Rho protein signal transduction. The transcript has 6 exons. The record is from RefSeq and is a predicted model, not a curated record. Bases 1 to 1128 code for a protein of 375 amino acids. Lineage: Eukaryota; Metazoa; Chordata; Mammalia; Didelphimorphia; Didelphidae. Gene Ontology annotation, cellular component: cell surface; plasma membrane.
AUGUCCUGGCACCGGCGGUGGCCGCGCCCUUGGCUCCUGUGGCUGCUCCUGAGGCCGCUGCUCCAGCCCCAGGUGUGGGCUGGACAGUUGUGCCCCAGCGGGCUCUUCCCUUGGGGAGGUCUGUGCUGUAACCGCUGCCCCCCAGGCUGGAGGGCUCCAGAGCCCUGUGGAGAAGUUGAUGUGCAGUGUAGACCAUGUCCUUCCAAUGAGACCUCGUCCCCAGAAGGCACUUCUGAGCCCUGUCAGCCAUGUUGCAGCUGCCCCCUUGGACAUUUUCUCAACAGUACCAACCACUGCCAGCCAUGCAAGGCUUGCCCGCCAGGCAAUGAAGCCAGGAUUCCUUGUGGGAAGGAAACUGACACCGUGUGCCAGCCCUGUCCCCCGGGCACCUACUCCAAGGAGAGCAGUGUCCAGGAGCCCUGCAAGGCCUGCACCCACUGCAAUCAGAGCAAAGUGGUGGUCCUGGCCUGCACUCGCCUCUUUGACACCCUUUGCAUGGAUGAGGAACUUCACACCCUGAUCCGCGAUGCAGAAGCCAAGGGUGCAGACUUGAAUGUCUCUUCCACCUUCCCCGCACCUCCUCAGGAUUCGGGCGUCAUCAUCCCCAUCUACUGCUCCCUGCUGGCUGCUGUGGUGGUGGGACUCCUGGCUUAUGUUGCUUUCAAGUGCUGGAGAACCUGCAAGCAGAAACAACAGCUGGCCAAGGCUCGGGCUGGGGAGCUGGGGGUCUCCGAGGGGGAGAAGCUGCACAGUGACAGCAGUAUCUGCCUGGACACGACAGGACUCCAUGAACUCCAUGGUUUGGGCAAAGGGGCCAAGCUGGAGCCCUGUCGGUGGCAUCUCUAUGGGCAGCUCCCCAGGGGGCAACAAGAGGAGGUGGAGCAGCUGUUGGAAGUGGGCAGCCCAGCAGGCUGGCAGGUCUUGGCUGAGCAGCUGGGUUUUGAAACUGAGGCUGUGGCAGCAAUGGGCCUGGACCCAGCACCUGCUCACACUUUACUGAAUGACUGGGCUACUCAGGGUGGGGCCGGAGCCACCCUGGAGGUCCUGGAGGCAUCGCUGAGGGCCAUAGGCCGAGAGGAUGUGGCCAGGGCUCUGUUGCGUCCUGAUGAGGCUAACUCCAUGGUAUGAAUCUCAGGCCUGGGUCUGUUGACCUGGGGCUUUCCGUCCACCACCUUGCUUCUCUCAGGGUAACAUGGUUGGCUUUGAUUCAGGGUCCACCUCCUCUAUACCUCUCGUCCAGCCAGGCCCCUCGUGUCCUUCCUCUGCCUGUGGCCAGUUUCCCUGGGCCCAGGAGAUUGUUUCGUCAUAUCUGAUGGAUAGGAAUGGCCUCAGGUCCCUGCUUGCCUGACCCAGUAAAGUCUCUUGAGAAAUAGGGGCUGGAUGGAGUCAUGGAAGGCUUUCUUGACCCUCCUGCCAGGGUGGGAAGUUUCUAGUUCUUUGGAGCAGGAAUUAGGCGUAGAUGGAGAGGGCCUCCAA